Messenger RNA from Photinus pyralis (common eastern firefly), 1372 nucleotides. Its product is annotated as histone deacetylase 8-like. Lineage: Eukaryota; Metazoa; Arthropoda; Insecta; Coleoptera; Lampyridae. The coding region runs from base 1 to 1347 and encodes 448 amino acids. The record is from RefSeq and is a predicted model, not a curated record. Gene Ontology annotation, molecular function: histone deacetylase activity. The transcript has 9 exons.
AUGGGAACGAACAACAAACUUGGCUUUGUCGCGUACCUCGCGAUUCAGGGACUGUCGCCAAUGCGAAAGCAGUCUAAAGGCCGAUUCUCACUUGCACUCAACUUCGCGACGCAAUGCGAUACCGCGAUGCAAACGACGCCUUGCAGCGCGGCAUCGCGUCGCGGUUACCAAGCGCGGGAAUUGCCGGCAAACUUUUUUAGGUUAAUUAAAGUUGGAAUGGAAAAGAAGGUAAUUUACAUUUACGAUUCUACUUUACGCGACGAAUGCGAUCGCCUGCCAACAGUUCCUGGACGAGCUUCCAUCGUAACCGACUUAGUUAACUCGUACGAACUGCUCAAAUCUGGUAACGUAACGGUAGUCCCAAGCGUUCCGGCCACAUACGAUGAGCUUAGAUUAUUCCAUUCGAGUGCGUACUUGGAUUUUAUGAAAGCGUACAAAGAGGACGAUGUUGGCUUCGAAGAUGGAGAGGAAGACGAGUUCGGUUUAAGUUACGACUGUCCCUUGCUCCCUCGACUUUACACAUUAGUGCAAGCAUUAGCCGGUGGUUCGAUAACUGCUGCAAAUUUACUGGCGGAGCGCAAGUGCGAUUUUGCAAUUAACUGGUUCGGCGGCUGGCAUCACGCCCAAAGAGACGAAGCCGAAGGAUUUUGUUACGUAAACGACAUUGUGAUCGCCAUUCAGACUCUAACGAGAAGCUUUACCAAGAUAUUGUAUGUUGAUCUAGACGUCCAUCACGGGAACGGAGUGCAGAAUGCGUUCGAAUUGAGCUCGAAAAUUUUAACUCUGUCUUUCCACAAGUACAGCCCUGGAUUUUAUCCGGGCGGCGGUAAUGUUGACGAAGUCGGGAGUCGGCGAGGGAAAUAUUUCUCCCUGAAUGUUCCAUUACGCGACGGUUGUAGUGGGAAAACGUAUUUGAGGUGUUUUAAAGAGAUCUUUCCGAGAGUUUUCCGAGCUUUUAAACCUUCGGCCUUGGUUGUACAGUGUGGUGCAGACUGCAUUAAUGGGGAUCCUGUUGGGCAAAUUAAUAUUACGACGAAAGAUAUGGGGGAGUGUAUCAAGGAUGUUUUGAACUGCAAUGUACCAACUUUGUUUUUAGGGGGAGGUGGCUACAAUCCCGCAAAUACAGCCAGAUAUUGGACGUAUUUAACUUCCCUAAUAACGAAUCAGCCCAUAGACAACGAUAUACCAGACUGCAGUGAAUAUUUCACAAAAUACGGACCGACCUACGAGCUUCACAUCGACGAGGGUUGCCAAAGGGACUUCAACACGGACGAAUACAUAAAUAAUAUAAUUUCGACUGUAACGAACUAUUGUAAACUAAUCGAAAGCGAAUGCAAGCAAAUCUAACUCUUAAGAUCAGAUGCCAUAAGAA